Messenger RNA from Aureococcus anophagefferens, 550 nucleotides. RefSeq names its product expressed protein. Lineage: Eukaryota; Pelagophyceae; Pelagomonadales; Pelagomonadaceae. Gene Ontology annotation, biological process: protein phosphorylation. The transcript has a single exon. Gene Ontology annotation, molecular function: protein kinase activity; ATP binding. The record is from RefSeq and is a predicted model, not a curated record. The annotation marks the transcript as partial.
GUCCAAGGAGGUCGGCCAGGUCUCCGGCGAGGACUCGCCCCUGGCCCGGAACCACACGACGGGCGUCGGCACGGCGUCCUACGCGGCGCCGGAGCAGCUCGCCAAGGGCGCGGCCUACGGCGCGGGGGUGGAUAUUUUCUCGCUCGGGCUCGUGCUCUUCGAGCUCGCGACGCCGCUGGGCACGGCGAUGGAGCGCGCCAAGGCCUUCCAGGCGCUGCGGAGCCGCGACCCGGCGCCGGCGCUGAGAGACGCGCCGCCGGCCGUCGCGGCGCUCGUGCGGCGCUGCUGCGCGCUCCGGCCGGCGGACCGGCCGACGGCCGCGGAGGUCGCGGCGGCCGCGGCCGCGGCCGUCGCCGUCGCGCCGCGCGACGCGGCCGCGGACGCGCUCGCGGACCUGCCGAAGCGGGCCCUCGUCGAGGAGAUCCUGCGCCUGCGGCGCGCGCUCGAGGGAGCUCGGAGGGACGACCCUGGAACCCUGAGGGGCCCCGGGGACGAGGGCGCGCCGCUCGCGCGCCGCGAGGCGAACCCCCGCCGGGGCUUUAGCGCGUAA